GCUUCCGUCUUCGCCUAGCCUGGGCGGAGCGAUUCUGCAGGCGGGGCGAUUCUGUGGGCGGGGCAAGUCGUCUCUCCGCCAUGGCUGCCUUGCGUGCUCUGCUUCCCCGAGCCCGCAGCUCGCUGUUGUCCUCUGUCCGCUGCCCAGAACUCCGGCGCUUCGCCUCGGGUGCUAACUUUCAGUACAUCGUCACAGAAAAGAAAGGAAAGAAUAACAGUGUGGGGCUGAUCCAGUUGAACCGCCCCAAAGCACUCAACGCUCUCUGCAAUGGCCUGAUCGAGGAGCUCAACCAAGCACUGGAGACCUUUCAGCAAGAUCCUGCUGUGGGGGCCAUUGUGCUCACUGGUGGGGAGAAGGCGUUUGCAGCUGGAGCCGACAUCAAGGAGAUGCAGAACCGGACAUUCCAGGACUGUUACUCUGACAAAUUCCUGAGCCACUGGGACCAGAUCACCCAGAUCAAGAAGCCGAUUAUUGCAGCUGUCAAUGGCUAUGCUCUCGGUGGGGGUUGCGAACUUGCUAUGAUGUGUGAUAUCAUCUAUGCCGGUGAGAAAGCCCAGUUUGGACAGCCAGAAAUCCUACUGGGGACCAUCCCAGGUUCAGGGGGUACACAGCGACUCACUCGUGCAGUCGGCAAGUCCCUAGCAAUGGAGAUGGUCCUCACGGGUGACCGCAUUUCAGCCCAGGAUGCAAAGCAAGCAGGUCUCGUAAGCAAGAUUUUUCCUGUUGAAACACUGGUAGAUGAGGCCAUCCGGUGUGCAGAAAAAAUUGCCAGCAAUUCCAAAAUUAUAGUUGCCAUGGCGAAAGAAUCUGUGAAUGCAGCCUUUGAAAUGACCUUAGCAGAAGGAAAUAAGCUGGAGAAGAAACUCUUCUAUUCCACCUUUGCCACUAAUGACCGGAGAGAAGGCAUGGCUGCGUUUGUGGAGAAAAGGAAGGCCGACUUCAAAGACCACUGAGAGCUGGCACCUAGGCCUUGCGCCGCCCUGGAGAGGAAAGCUCAGCCUGUCGAUUGAGAGGCAAAUAAAUCAUC
This is a messenger RNA of Acomys russatus (golden spiny mouse), 1027 nucleotides long. It is a transcript of the gene Echs1, whose product is annotated as enoyl-CoA hydratase, short chain 1. The transcript is spliced from 8 exons. The record is from RefSeq and is a predicted model, not a curated record. NCBI's taxonomy places the organism in Eukaryota, Metazoa, Chordata, Mammalia, Rodentia, Muridae. Gene Ontology annotation, biological process: fatty acid beta-oxidation. Gene Ontology annotation, molecular function: enoyl-CoA hydratase activity. Gene Ontology annotation, cellular component: mitochondrion. The coding region runs from base 81 to 953 and encodes 290 amino acids.